AUGAUUUAUUGUAAAACGUUACCGUACACAAUGUCGGUGGACAUCAGCAAUCCAUCCGCCUUGAGCAGUUCCCUAAACAUAUCACAAGCCGGUGAAAUUCCUGUUGGUGAACUUCAAACUUGGGCCUUGGCGUUGCAUUGCGGCCCUUACGACGCUGAAGUCGACCUGAGUCUUCGGAUAAACGUCUCUCUGUCGAGACGAAACACGACUAGUCUGGACUUCAGACGUAAGAAAAUCUGUUUGAAGGACAAGAGUAACACAGGAGGGGAAGAAGUUCUCGUUGCGGCUUCCGGAUCUUCUUCUGGUGGGCAAAUGUUUUAUGCCGCCAUUGGCUGCGCGUGUGCCUUCAUCGCUGCCAUUUUCGUCCUCGUUGUUGCUUACUAUGUUCGCGAUAAGAAAGCCAGGAGACAUCGCGAUCCUCUUCAAGAAUCGAGAGGCCUCAGUUCCGCGUGUAGCGUGGAAAGAGGUACAGGAGUCGGACCUGCGCAAACUUUUUUAUCACCUGAUACACCUCCACCAGCCUCUGCAACAUCCAGUUCUACUUACAGGAGAUUAGAUGACCGACCUAGUCGAGAGUUGCACGAACGAAUUCAAGAAAUCACGGUCCAGAGAUGCAGGGUACGCCUUCUCAGCAUCGAAAUGGAAGGCACAUUCGGUCGCGUGUAUAGAGGCAGUUAUCACGAGGAGGGUGCGUCUUCCUCAAGGGAUGUCCUAGUGAAAACUGCCGCUGAACAUGCAUCGCAAUCGCAAGUCGCUCUUCUCCUACGAGAGGGUUUAGCGUUGUACGGGUUAAGUCAUCCAGCGCUGCUUCCCGUUUUGGGCGUUUCCAUCGAAGACAGAAGUGCGCCGUUCCUCUUGUACCCUCACACCGGUUACAAGAAAAUUUGUGGAAAAAACAGCGAAGGGCCACCGAGAGCACUCACCACGCAAGAAGUCGUGGAAAUGGCCCUCCAGGCUGCCAAAGGGGUCCAGUAUCUUCACAGAAAAAGACUGGUGCACAGAGAUUUGGCGGCCAGGAAUUGCGUCGUUGACGAUGAUCUGAGGGUUCAAAUCACGGACAACGCUCUGGCCAGGGAUCUAUUUCCGCAGGAUUAUCAUUGUCUCGGUGACAACGAAAAUCGUCCAAUCAAGUGGCUCGCUAUUGAAAGUCUACUUAAUAAAACCUUCAGCACUGCUUCAGACGUGUGGGCAUUCGGUGUUUUAUUGUGGGAGCUCACAACGCUGGCACAGCAGCCGUAUGUAGAAGUGGACGCGUUUGAAAUGGCUUCCUACCUCAGAGAUGGAUACAGAUUGGCACAACCGAUAAAUUGUCCCGACGAGCUGUUCUCAGUUAUGGCUUAUUGUUGGGCGAUGUCUGCGGACGAGAGGCCAACGUUCAGCCAGCUGAUUGUCUGCCUUCAAGACUUUCACACUCAAUUGACCAGAUAUGUUUAA
This is a messenger RNA of Habropoda laboriosa, 1434 nucleotides long. RefSeq names its product tyrosine-protein kinase Dnt-like (gene dnt). Gene Ontology annotation, cellular component: signaling receptor complex. The record is from RefSeq and is a predicted model, not a curated record. Gene Ontology annotation, molecular function: ATP binding; protein tyrosine kinase activity. NCBI's taxonomy places the organism in Eukaryota, Metazoa, Arthropoda, Insecta, Hymenoptera, Apidae. Gene Ontology annotation, biological process: multicellular organism development; cell surface receptor protein tyrosine kinase signaling pathway; positive regulation of kinase activity. The transcript has 8 exons. The coding region runs from base 1 to 1434 and encodes 477 amino acids.